Penicillium expansum is the source of this 6093-nucleotide messenger RNA. RefSeq names its product COPII coat assembly protein SEC16 (gene sec16). The record is from RefSeq and is a predicted model, not a curated record. NCBI's taxonomy places the organism in Eukaryota, Fungi, Ascomycota, Eurotiomycetes, Eurotiales, Aspergillaceae. The transcript has a single exon. The coding region runs from base 1 to 6093 and encodes 2030 amino acids. Gene Ontology annotation, cellular component: endoplasmic reticulum exit site; ER to Golgi transport vesicle membrane. Gene Ontology annotation, biological process: COPII vesicle coat assembly; autophagy; Golgi organization.
AUGGCGCACCAAGCGACCGACAAUGAUUUGGAGUCAUGGAAUCCGGCAUUACGGCCUGAGAACAAUAACUCUUCUGCCACGAUGAGCUCGAUUCAGGGUAGUUUGUCGGAUCCGAUUGCGGCGGAUGAGCCAAAGGACAAGUCCCUAGACGAUAUCGUGUCUCCACAGAGUGAGGAUUUCUCUGCCUGGGAUAUGUCGGAUGAGGUAGACGCGAUUCAGCCUCAAUACACGAGCUUGGACGUGCUAGUGAACAAUGCAUCACCAGUGGUGGACCAGGCUGUGUGCUUAGACACUGAUUCCAUCGAUAAGAAGAGUCAAAAACCCGAUGAGAAUAUUGAAGCGGCUCAUACAACUAUCGCGCCAUCUAUUGAGAAUGCAGAUACCGCCCUAAACCCGACCCUGCCAGAAACGCAGCCCACGCAGCCAGUUCAGACCGAAGCACCUCCAGAUCAAUCUGGUGCGGAGGCUAGUAAUAGUUUCUUCACCACUAUUGACGGGCCAGCCUCCGUUCAAACCGAAACCUUUGAUACCGUUCCAGCUGUCGCGCUUGAACAAGAAACCACAGAGUCGACAUUUGUGAGAGACGCUACACCUUCGAUAGAGGAGCAAACAACGGCACCAGAAACUACGUCGGAAACUCUCAAACACGAAUACACCACUCAGCCCACCCCAACUGAAGAACUGUUCCCACAAGCAGACGAGGGGAAUACAUAUUCUGAGGAUCCAUGGGCCACCUUUGAGAAGGGCCUUAGCAAUACUCUGCCCUCCAGCGAAGAGGCUACCCCUCUUAACAAAACUUCCCAUACUAUCCCAGAGUUUGUCUCAACCUCUACUCAAAUCCAGGGUAGCGAUGAGCCAAAGUUUGUUGAAGAAGCUGUUCGUCCAUCGCCAGAGGAAACGGCAUUUACGGGUGCGACAUUUGACGAGGAGAGGACUGAUAUCUUCAACUCCACUGAAAAUACUAUCGCUUCGACCGAAAAUGGGGAAGCUGAUCUCGUGUCUCGCUCGAUAAAUGUUGAAUCUGAGAAUACCGACCCACCAGCUCCUAUCGUGGAGGCCUUUACGCCGACUAACGAGGCCCAUCCAGAUUCAGCCGCAGCGGACGUGUAUACCGCCACUCAGGAUCAACCUUUCUGGACAGGCGAGUCGAGCGGUGAAGUCGACUCUGGCGAGGACGACUUUUUUAAUCAACUCAACAGCCAGACAAAGCCUAUCUUUGCGCCACCAGAAGCCGAGUCUAGGUUCGAGGAAGGAGUCCCAUUGUUAGAUGAGUCUACACCGGCUUCGCCUCAACGCCCACUGGAAGAAGAUAAAUCUAUCGACAACGUAUUUUCCAACGACGAGGACGAUGCAGAUGGCUUCUUCAGCUCGGCUCCAAAGCUAGAAGACAAUAACGGCGAUGAGGAUUUCUUCGGCUCUACCUCAAAGGAAGAGGCCGAGGAGCAACCAGUUGUUCAUUUCGCCCGAAAGAGCACGUCUCAGGUCUUGGAAUCGGCUAGCUUUGCUCUUGACUCCCCGGUUAGUGACGCCUCGGCUGCAGCGCAGUUUGAUGAUGCACUGAAGGCUGCAUCGUUGGAGCCCCAAACAACAGCCGACCCCUCGGAGGAAGAGCUAGCGGCACGGUGGGAAGCCGAGUUAGCCGAUUCACCGGAUGAUGAUCUGGCGGCUCGCUGGGAGGCGGCAUUGGACGAUGACGAUAUACUGCUGGAAACUGAAGCCGUUCAGCCUGCCUCUGCACAGGAGUAUAUCGAUCAAAGCCAUAUUCAGCCUACGCACAAUGGUUUGUCGGCUGGCUUUAACAGUCCGCUCCAGACUCCUCAGGCCGUUUCUCAGCCAAGGCCUGUUUCCAACAUAUACACACCCCAUCAACCGUCCACUGGUGACCUAUUGCAGGGUGUUCCUCUUCCAGGAACUGCCCCGCCAGCCACUGGAGCGAUGCCAUCAUAUUUCUCGCAGCCACCGCAGAACCCUGUGGCAACCCGGGGAGAGAGCUUUGCUGAACGGUCAAAAGAGGGCUAUAAAUCUCCUUAUGACCUUCCGGAUGAUAUCUCCCGACCCCGAAAGCCGGUCGCUACCCACAAGCCUGUUCCUCCAACAGUGACUAGUAUGCUUCCACCUCCUCCCCCAGGUGUUUCUGGCGUACCGAUUCCGGCUGCUGGCUUCUCCACUCCGGGAGCUCCCCCGUCAUCUGUGUCCGCUCCUCCUGCGCCGAAGAAUUUCUACGAGGAACUUCCUCUGGGGCCGCCAAGGUCUCGGCCUGCCAGCUCAGGUCGGUACACCCCUAAUCCGCAGGCGGUGUCAACGAUGACCGGGUCAUCUCUUCCUCCCCCUCAGGUCCAAUAUCCUCCUGCCGCACUGCCUCCCCCACAGCAUAUCGCACUCCCAAUUCAAUCCACACUUCAGCCACCUGAACAGCUGGAUCCGUAUGCUAGUCUAGCAUCGAGUGCCCCGGCCGGACCCCCUGCCAUUGCAAGGUAUUCUCCUCAACCUCCUGGCUUGCAAGCACCCCCAAAGCCACCUUCGUUACCGAGAUAUUCCCCUGCGCCCCCUCCUACCUCUUCUGUUCGCAACCGUUAUGCCUCACAGCCACUUAAUGUUCCUGGCCAAAAUUUGCCUUUCCAGCCACGGACUUCAAGUCCGCUUGCACACCAUGAAAAGAUUUCUUACCAGCCUGAUCAAUCACACAAGCCACCAUCUCUCGAGCCUGCAAUCAAUCUAUCUCCGCCGCGCGGGCAAGGAGCUAGCUUUGGACAAUUCCCACCUAGUGCUCCACAAUAUCUCAAUGGUCCUGCCAGCCUGCCGCGGAGAGAAAGUGCAGGCUCACCUGUCCAGCCAUCUCCGCCUCAAAGUCGCUACGCUCCUCAGGAAUAUCUCAAUGAAUUUGCCCAGCGUCUCGCGCCGGCUCAAGAACACGCCCCCCCUGCUCCCGCGACGAAUGUAUAUAUGUCUCCACCCCCUAGCGAUAUCCAGAUGGGUCCACUUCGCAGGUCCCAGACUCAGUCACCUGGCCGGGACUUGACGAGCCCGCGUUCGUACGGACAGAACAUCGACGCUAUCCAACGGCCGGCUUCGGUGCAAGUUUCAGGCUCGCCGACUAAAACCGUGAAUCCGUAUGCUUCUGUGCAGGCUACUUCUCAAACCCGCGCUCCAACCCAGUACCUGGAAUUUGUCGUCCCGAAUGAUGGACAAGAGCAUGAUCCUCUGGAGCGAUGGAAGGGUGCUCCGAUCUUCAAAUUCGGGUUUGGCGGAUCUAUCGCAUCUUGUUUCCCUAGGCACAUUCCUCGCUACUCCGCUGGACAAGUGGCGCCAAUGAUUCAACCUACUCUUGGUGAACCGAAAAUAUCCCAGCUGAGCGAAUGGCUGCCCUCUGCUGAUAGCAUUGUCCAGCACCCUGGGCCCCUCAAGGCAAAAUCAAAGAAGAAGGAUUUGAUUGCUUGGCUUUCUAACAAGAUUGCGGCCUUCGAAAAUUCAGACCUUCUAAGCUACGAACAAGUGCAGUCCGAUACGCGCAAACGCCAGGAGGAGAAAACUCUUCUCUGGAAGGUUGUCAAGCUUCUGGUGGAAAAUGAUGGUAAUCUGGAGAGUUCCCCUGAAAUCCAAAAGUCUCUCCGCCAGAUCAUCUUCCCCAACCUACCCAACCCCGAUGCAGACGGAACAUACACCAGCAGCUUAGCCGCCUCGGGAGGGUUUGCUUCUUCGGAAAUGCCUUCGCAGCCUGAUGCGCUUGAUGCACAGUGGUUGGAGGAGCUUCGCCUACACUUGAUCUGUGGUGAUCGAGAGAAGGCUGUCUGGAGCGCUGUCGAUCGACGUCUUUGGGGACAUGCGAUGAUCAUCUCAUCCACCAUGGACAAGUCGAUUUCAAAACAGGUCGCUCAGGAGUUUGUCCGCCGCGAAGUCAGGUCCAAAUCCGCAAACACCGAGUCACUUGCAGCCCUCUACGAAAUCUUUGCUGGAAAUAUUGAAGAGAGUAUUGAUGAACUUGUUCCCCCUUCUGCCCGAGCAGGUCUGCAGCUUAUUAGCAAGGCCGAUGGCCAGGGCUCUACUAAGAAUGCUCUCGAGGGCUUAGACAAGUGGAGGGAUACCUUGGGACUGGUUUUGAGUAACCGAAGUUCUGAGGAUCACCAGGCCCUGUUUUCCCUCGGCCGCCUGUUGACUUCUUAUGGACGGACAGACGCGGCUCACAUUUGUUACAUCUUCUCGCGUGCUGCGGUUUUCGGUGGCCCCGAUGAUCCAAAGGCCAACAUCACUCUCCUUGGUGCUGACCAUCAGCGUUGCCCUUCUUCCUUGAUGGAUGAAGAUGCUAUCCUGCUGACUGAGGCCUAUGAGUAUGCUACGUCUGUUCUCGGUAACUCUCCAACAGCCCAUAUGCCACAUCUUUUGGCCUUCAAGAUCCUGAAUGCCAGGUGCCUCGUAGACCAAGGUCGCAAUCUAGAGGCGCAAGGCUAUUGCGACGCAGUGGCAGCGGCAUUGAAAGCAACCACUCGUCCCUCGCCGUACUAUCACCAGCACCUCUUUGGGGAAGUUGAAGAGCUGUCUGCCCGUCUGCGUCAAACAACCAGUGAUAGUGGCUCUUGGAUCUCGAGGCCAAGCAUGGAGAAGGUCUCGGGGUCCAUGUGGGCUCGUUUCAAUAGUUUCGUGGUAGGCGAUGAUAAUGAUGCUGCAUCGACUGGAUCCGGUAAGGGUGGCGAGCAUGCGGAAUUUGGUCCUUUCGCGAACGUGGCCGGUACCCCCACAAUUAGCCGCUCACCUUCUGUAUCUGACAUCUACGGGUCUUAUCCUGGAGCAGCGGCAGGAGCGCAGCCCAUUCCUACAAGCGGCGCGUCCAAGUAUCACCCAUCGAGCCAAUAUGCGCCCAAUGCCUCGCCUGAGCAGUUCAAGGGCCGAUCUUCAAUGGAUUCUCAGAGAUCUGCUUCCUACUUCCCCCCUGUUGGACAGCGUCGAAGCUCACAAGAACUUUCGCCCUCGAUUGAUCAACAGAUGUCCUAUGGAGCUCCAGUGUAUGGGUCACCAAACGCGACUGGGUACCAAGCAACACCGCCCCAGUCUUCUUACGUUCCUCUUGCUCCGGUAGAAGAAGCUAUGUCACCCACAGAAGCUCCCCCGGCUGCACAGCCUAUGGUGAACGGCUUGUUUUACCAGCCCCCAGGACUAUCCGCCACAUCAAGCGAAUCCCCAUAUUACCAAGGCCCCCCUGGUAUGCCAGCUAGCACAUCAGACUCAGAGUCACCCUACGCGCCUCCCGUUGCCGGCUCGUCUUAUGAGCCGGUUUCUUACGAGCCCAUUUCGGCCGGUGUAGAUAUGGGAUAUGCUGCCCAGGACGAUGAUCUGCCAUCUCCUGCAGAGCAGCCAAAGAAGCAGUCAAUUAUGGAUGACGACGACGAUGAUCUUGCUGCCCGGGCAGCGGCUAUCCAAAAGGCGGAGAAUGAUCGCAAGACAAAUGAAGCGUUCGCGAAAGCCGCCGAGGAAGAUGGUAUGUAUCAACAACGCCUGUCUCUCAGCUCACUUGCUAACCUAUCGUCUGCUGCAGCUAAGAAAGAUGCCCAACAAUCUGGAAAGAAGGGCUGGUUUGGUGGUUGGUUCGGCGGAGCCAAGAAAGAGGAAAACAACUCCGGUGGCGGUCCCAUCAGAGCCAAACUUGGCGAAGAGAGCUCCUUUUACUACGACAAGGAUCUCAAGAAAUGGGUCAACAAGAAAGACCCCGGUAGUAGCACGCCGGUCCAUGCCACCCCGCCCCCUCCCCGAGGAUUCGCUCCCCCUAGUCGAACUGCGAGCUCGGGCAGCAUACCACCAAAUGGUGCACCUCCGAUGCCCCCGAUGUCGGUAUCUGGGAGCCGGCCUCAAUCCUCCUCAACCGCCGCCCCACCUUUCUUGUCCUCCAGCCCAGCCUUCUCUGGUCUUGCACCUCGGUCUGUUUCCACUGGAGCGGCUAUGCCAACACCGCCCGGUAGUUCCAGCGGUCCCCCGCCACGGCCUUCUUCGUCCUUGACUCAUGCCAGCUCAAUCGACGAUUUGAUCGGUGCGCCCCAGGCGCGCAAGGGCAACACUGUUCGCGGCAAGAAGAAGGGUCGUUACGUUGACGUGAUGGCCCAAUGA